CCACUGUUGAGGCAUCCCACACAUGCUUGGGAUUUGGAAGUUUGAUUUGAGGUUAAUGUGGUAAACACGUGAAAGUAAAAUGUGCCAUUCAUUGAUUAUUUGUAUUAUUUGAUGUUGGUUCUAUUUAAGUUUAUCUUCUUAUUUAUGGUUGAGUUAAACAUAAAAGUUAAUGUUGGUUUUUAAAAUGGAAGACGGUAAAAAUGUUGAAAGUGUUCUUAAUUACUUUUCUUUACUUAGAGAAGGAACUGAGCAAUCUCAAAUACAGGCAUCUCUUGCAAUUUUGGUUCAUCUUGUGCAUAAACAACAGGCGGAAGAUACUGAUGAUUCUUGUCACGAGCUUCAUCUUGGAAUACGCCGCAUCAUUAGAGGUUUAGGAUCUCCGAGAUCUAGAGCUAGAAAAGGAUACUACACCGCAUUUAUUGGAUUGAUAAGUACUUUUCCAAAUAUUUCAUUUCAAGCUAUCAACGAUGCAAUCGAAGCUGAAUUUAGUAAUUAUCAUCCAGAUGAGGAAUCUGAUGUGUUCAAAGGAAUCAUUUUAGCUUAUGGAGCUAUAAUAAGUACUGGUGUAUUUUUAAAAGCCAGCAAUGAACAGAUAAUAGCAAUUGUAACAAAGUUGAUUAGUAUUAGUCAGAAAAAAUCUUACUUCCUCCUUGCAGUAACCGUCUAUCUUGGUCUGCUACUUACAAACAUUGAUCUGGAAAAGUUUGAAAUAGUAUGGAAACUCAUUCAUGAAAAAUUCAUGAUUAAGAAGAAAUCUUUAUUUCUGGAAGCAUAUUAUUUGUUGAUGUUAGCUCAGGCCGAAUUCCCAUCAGUUAUUAAUUCAAACUAUUUGGAAAAAACUAUUGGUGCAUCAGAAAUAUUCAGCAAAACUGCUUUGGAUAUCAUCGCUGAGCAAUGUGUGUGUAUACCUCACGAGUCCUACAUUGAAUCUCCAAUGUAUCAAUACAUAUUUAGUAACUUGCUGUCCUCAAAAUCAUUUGUGAAGAAGGUUUGGAACAAACUGGACGAACAGCUUAGUGCUCCAACCCCACUUCGAAUGACUCUUGCUUUUGAAAUCUUUAAAAUCAUGGCAAAUAAAUUGGGGAAAAAAGAUUUCCUAGUGCAUGCUUUUACCCCAAAUUUUGUGUAUUUGCUUGAAAAUGAACUGGAAGAGCAUGAGAACAUUAGAUUAGCUAGAAGAGUUGCAAUUGAUACUUUUUGCAAAAUCCUGUUUGCAGAUAAAAGUAUAAAGUCAAAAAAUCUGCUUCUCAUCAUUGAAAGUUUGUAUUUUUAUCCAGGUAAUUUUCAAAUGUUCAGUGGUCUUGGUACAAAAUUGUUUCAGUCUUUAAUUCAUGGUUUAAAAGAAGAACACGUGAAGACUGUUGCAGAGAUGUUUCACAAUGUACUUACUGAUAAGAGUAUGAAAGUGAUUGAAAAAAGAGGAGAUGAAGAGAUUAAGCGUCCUUGGAAAGAAAGUCAGAAGAAAGUAAGUAUAUUGAUGCUUUCCAAACUGUUGAAUCAUCCUUCCAUCGUCGGCUGGGCCAACUGGAAAGUGAAUCAACUGAAAAUAGUCAUCGAUAUAGGUUUUUUUAGAAAUGGGCUCUCUCAAAAGCUCACCAGUACUGCUCGGAAAACCAUCUACCUGGCUCUAGAUCAAAAAUGUCAACGAUUGACUGAUUUACGAACAAUUUUGUCUGAUUUGGCUGGCUAUUUCAAUGAAAAACUAUGUUCCAGCAAUUUUAUUUCGGUCGAGUUCAGCAAAGAAACUAGAAAACUGUGGACGGAUAUGAUGCGAAUCAUAUCUUCACUAGAGAACAACGCUACCGAUGCUGGAAAGCUAGCCAGCACCACAUUUCAUGUAAUGUUUCUUCAAUUUGGCUUGUCCCUCUUCAAGGACCCCAAGAUAGGAGCUGAAAAUUUGAAAGAGUUGAAAAGCAUCUAUGAACACGCCAGCAGAAAAGCAGAAGACAACGACCAACUGCGUUGGACUGACGUCAUUAUUGAUCUUAUAUUGUCCUUGUUGUCUCAGGGAGAUAAAUCCAACAGGCACAUUAUAACUAAAGUAUUCAUUCACUUGUGUCCUUAUUUGACCAGUGAGAACGUUCAUCAGAUGUUGGCCGUUUUGAAUCCUAACAGUAAGAAUCCUCUUAUGGUUGUAAAUCAAGAAGCUGAUUCUGAUGAGGAAUAUGAUGGUGACGAGGACAAAGAAAGCACCGAGGAAAAAGAUGAAACAUCAGGAGAUGAAUCUCCUUCAGAUGAAAGUGAUGUAGAUAUGAGUGGUGAUGAUAUAGAAGAUGACACCAAUUACGAUAAGCUGCGCGCUGAGUUGCGCACUGCACUAGGAAAUGACGCCACUCUCACAGACACUGAGUCUGUGGAUCUCGAUGACAUGAACGAAGACGAGGGAAAACACCUCGAUGAGAAACUAUCCGAAGCCUUCCGUUUCGUCAAACAACAACAGCAGAAACGAGUCGCUCUUGAAGAAAAAGAUUUGUUCGUUUUCCGGCUAAAAGUGCUCGACCUCAUCAAAGUAUGGACAAAAACCGAACCCGAACUCAGCAUACUACUCGAUGUAAUCUCUGUGGUCCUCAUGCUGCUGGAAACCACGAUCAAGGGGAAUGCUGAUGCUGAGCUAGUAGCUAAAUUGAAGGCGUUCAUCAAAACAGUCACCUCUGUCAAAAAGUACAAACUCACCGAGAAACUAGAUGAAUCGCUACUGGUACAACUGGUCGAAACAAUUACUAGUCGUGAUGAUAAAACACACUCAGUCUACAUAUCUAUGUCAAGUGAAAUUAUUGAAUGUUGUACGUUUAUCUUCAAAGUUACUUUGAGAGAAAAUAUGGAAGAAACUCAUGAGAAAUUAGUAGCUGUCUACAGAAACUUACUCACCGAAUGUUUCCUUACAAGCAACAGUAUAGUGCCUAUCGGAUUAUUUCAUUCCAUUCUAAGUCUGACUUGGAACGACAGUAUAACCCUCGUUGAAGACAUCACAAGUAUCGCAUUCAAUGACAAACUUCGUCCAUUUCAAAGGUGUCAGACUCUCAAAUUGUUAGAGGCUUACUUUAGAAACAAGCGUCAACUAACUGAACAAUACAUGACAAGUAAUAAGAAAAAACUAAGAAAAAUCACGAAUGAGAUAAUCAACAACGGUUUAUCUGAACUGGAAAACAACUACUCUGAUAAACUGUACUUCAAGUUUGUGCAAACUAAAUCUGCAAUUAAGAAAUGUGUUGUUUCAAAAAUAGAAUGGGCCUCUGUGGAAAGUGAUCUACAGCAGAUGUGGCAAAAGAAAGGAAAAUCGUCGUCCAAAUCCACUUCACAGCCACCAAACAAGAAGAGGAAAACAGAAGACAGAAGUGAGCCAAUGGAAACUGACAAUGAAAGUGACAAGGAUGAAGAAAGAACGAGUAAGGGAAACACUACUAGCAACGGACAGAUGAAAAAGAAGAAGAAGAAGCGAAAUAAUAGGAUACUUACGAAAAAGGAGAGGAAACUACGUCGUGCUAAAGAAAGCUCCAAAGGUAUGGAUAAAGUGUUCAAUUUCAGCGCGUUUUCCAAUAAGCUUGUUAAGAGUUGAGCUAACCAGAGAAACAUCGGAAAUGUAAUAAUUGAUGAACUGUUUUUUUUUCAUGUAAGUAGUUUGAAUAAAUCCUAAUUUUGAGUAAA
Nilaparvata lugens (brown planthopper) is the source of this 3645-nucleotide messenger RNA. RefSeq lists its product as uncharacterized. Bases 170 to 3556 code for a protein of 1128 amino acids. Gene Ontology annotation, biological process: regulation of DNA-templated transcription. The record is from RefSeq and is a predicted model, not a curated record. The transcript has a single exon. Gene Ontology annotation, molecular function: transcription factor binding; RNA binding; transcription corepressor activity. Gene Ontology annotation, cellular component: nucleolus. Lineage: Eukaryota; Metazoa; Arthropoda; Insecta; Hemiptera; Delphacidae.